GGAAGCUUCUGGAUCCUAGGCUCAUCUCCACAGAGGAGAACACACAGGCAGCAGAGACAAUGGGGCUCCUCUCAGCCCCUCCGUGCACACAGCGCAUCACCUGGAAGGGGCUCCUGCUCACAGCAUCACUUUUAAACUUCUGGAACCCACCUACCAUGGCCCAAGUCAUGAUUGAAGCCCAGCCACCCAAAGUUUCCGAGGGGAAGGAUGUUCUUCUACUUGUUCACAAUUUGCCCCAUAAUCUUGCCAGCUAUAGCUGGCGCAAAGGGCGAAUGAUGGACCUCCACAAUUACAUUACAUCAUAUGUAGUAGCCAGUCAAAUAAUUAUAUAUGGGCCUGCAUACAGUGGACGAGAAACACUAUAUUCCAAUGCAUCCCUGCUGAUCCAGAAUGUCACCCGGAAGGACGCAGGAUCCUACACCUUACACAUCAGACAGCGAGUUGAUGGGAUUAGAGGAGAAUCUGGACAUUUCACCUACACCUUAUACCUGGACUCUCUCAAGCCCUCCAUCUCCAGCAGCAACUUAAACCCCAGGGAGGACAUGGAGAUGGUGAUCUUAACCUGUGAUCCUGAGACUCCGGAUGCAAGCUACCUGUGGUGGAUGAAUGGUCAGAGCCUCCCUGUGACUCACAGGUUGCAGCUGUCUGAAACCAACAGGACCCUCUUUCUAUUUGGUGUCACAAAGGAUAUUACAGGACCCUAUGAAUGUGAAAUACGAAACCCAGUGAGUGCCAGCCGCAGUGACCCAGUCACUCUGAAUCUACUCCCGAAGCUGCCCAAGCCAUACAUCACCAUCAACAACUUAUACCCCAGGGAGAAUAAGGAUGUCUUAUCCUUCACCUGCGAACCUGAGAGUAAGAACUACACGUACAGGUGGUGGCUAAAUGGUCAGAGCCUCCCAGUCAGUCUCAGGGUAAAGCAACCCAUUGAAAACAGGAUCCUCAUUCUACCCAGUGUCAUGAGAAAUGAAACAGGACCCUAUGAAUGUGAAAUACGGGAAGGAGAUGGUGGCAUCCGCAGUAACCCAGUCACCCUGAAUGUCCUCUAUGGUCCAGACCUCCCCAGCAUUUACCCUUCAUUCGCCUAUUACCGUUCAGGAGAAAACCUCUACUUGUCCUGCUUCGCGGACUCUAACCCACCGGCAGAAUAUUCUUGGACAAUUAAUGGGAAGUUUCUGCUAUCAGGACAAAAUCUCUCUAUUCCCCAAAUUACUACAAAGCAUAGCGGGCUCUAUGCUUGCUCUGUUCGUAACUCAGCCACUGGCAUGGAAAGCUCCAGAUCCGUAACAGUCAAAGUCCCUGCUCCUUCAGGAAUAGGACGUCUUCCUGGCCAUAUUCCAUUAGAGCACCCGUGAUGUCAUUUCUGUAUUUCAGGAAGACUGGCAGAGACACAACCUUACUCUGUCCACCCAGACUGGAGUGUACUCAAUACAGACUUGAACUACUGGGCUGAAGCAGUCCUGCCACCUUAGCCUCCCAAGUAUCUGAGACUAUAGGCAUGCACCACUGCACCUGGCUAAUUUGAUUUAUUUUAUGAUUUGUAGAGACAUGGUC
Messenger RNA from Symphalangus syndactylus (siamang), 1554 nucleotides. Its product is annotated as pregnancy-specific beta-1-glycoprotein 3-like. NCBI's taxonomy places the organism in Eukaryota, Metazoa, Chordata, Mammalia, Primates, Hylobatidae. The record is from RefSeq and is a predicted model, not a curated record.